GAAUCUGGGGACCCGACAGACUGCAAGACCCGUCUCCGUUGGACCCCAGGGAGGACGCGCGGCUGCUGCGCCUGCCCCCACCCGCCACACCUGGGAGCGGUGAGGACCAGGAGAGGCGGGGCGCGGCGAGAGGCUGGCGAAGUGCGGGAGCGGCUUCGCUGAAAGCCAGCCGGACUGGAGCAAGGAGGAGGGGGAGGGUCUCGGGGCAGAGUCCUGCUACUCCGAGGGAGGGACCCCAGCUGGGGUGGAAAACAGCACAAACCAGCUGCAGAGACGCUGGGCGCGGAUCAUGGAGCGGGCCAGCCCUGGCUCCGGGGCGUCGCAGCUGCAGCGGGACCAGGAUUGCGUGGAAGCGUGGCUGGAUGAUCACUGGGACUUUACCUUCUCUUACUUUGUUAGGAAAGCCACCAGAGAAAUGGUCAAUGCCUGGUUCGCUGAGAGAGUCCACACAAUCCCCGUGUGCAAGGAAGGCCUCAGAAGCCACACGGAAUCUUGUUCUUGCCUCUCGCAGCCAAGUCCUCGUGCAGACAGCAGUGCGCCUGGAACACCAACCAGGAAAAUCUCUGCCUCUGAAUUUGAUCGGCCUCUUAGACCCAUUGUCGUCAAGGAUUCCGAGGGCACUGUGAGCUUCCUCGCUGACUCAGAAAAGAAGGAGCAGAUGCCUCUAACCCCCCGAAGAUUUGAUAAUGACGAAGGGGACCAGUGCUCAAGACUCUUGGAAUUAGUGAAAGAUAUUUCUAGUCAUUUGGAUGUCACAGCCUUAUGUCACAAAAUUUUCUUGCAUAUUCAUGGACUUAUCUCCGCCGAUCGCUAUUCCCUGUUUCUGGUCUGUGAGGACAGCUCCAAUGACAAGUUUCUUAUCAGCCGUCUGUUUGAUGUUGCGGAAGGUUCAACACUGGAAGAAGCUUCAAAUAACUGUAUCCGCUUAGAAUGGAACAAAGGCAUUGUGGGGCAUGUGGCAGCAUUUGGUGAGCCCUUGAACAUCAAAGAUGCUUAUGAGGAUCCUCGGUUCAAUGCAGAAGUUGACCAAAUUACAGGCUACAAGACACAGAGUAUUCUUUGUAUGCCAAUUAAGAAUCACAGGGAAGAGGUUGUUGGUGUAGCCCAGGCCAUCAACAAGAAAUCAGGAAAUGGUGGGACAUUCACUGAAAAAGAUGAAAAGGACUUUGCUGCUUAUUUGGCAUUUUGUGGUAUUGUUCUUCAUAAUGCUCAACUCUAUGAGACUUCACUGCUGGAGAACAAAAGAAAUCAGGUGCUGCUUGACCUUGCUAGCUUAAUUUUUGAAGAACAACAAUCAUUAGAAGUAAUUCUAAAGAAAAUAGCUGCCACUAUUAUCUCUUUCAUGCAGGUGCAGAAAUGCACCAUUUUCAUAGUGGAUGAAGAUUGCUCCGAUUCUUUUUCUAGUGUGUUUCACAUGGAGUGUGAGGAAUUAGAAAAAUCGUCAGAUACUUUAACAAGGGAACGUGAUGCAAACAGAAUCAAUUACAUGUAUGCUCAGUAUGUCAAAAAUACUAUGGAACCACUUAAUAUCCCAGAUGUCAGUAAGGACAAAAGAUUUCCCUGGACAAAUGAAAACACAGGAAAUAUAAACCAGCAGUGCAUUAGAAGUUUGCUUUGUACACCUAUAAAAAAUGGAAAGAAGAAUAAAGUGAUAGGGGUUUGCCAACUUGUUAAUAAGAUGGAGGAGAAUACUGGCAAGGUUAAGCCUUUCAACCGAAAUGAUGAACAGUUCCUGGAGGCUUUUGUCAUCUUUUGUGGCUUGGGGAUCCAGAACACACAGAUGUAUGAAGCGGUGGAGAGAGCCAUGGCCAAGCAAAUGGUCACACUGGAGGUUCUGUCGUAUCAUGCUUCAGCAGCAGAGGAAGAAACAAGAGAACUCCAGUCCUUAGCGGCCGCUGUGGUACCAUCUGCUCAGACACUUAAAAUUACUGACUUCAGCUUCAGUGACUUUGAGCUAUCUGACCUAGAAACGGCACUGUGCACAAUUCGGAUGUUCACUGACCUCAACCUUGUGCAGAACUUCCAGAUGAAACAUGAGGUUCUUUGCAGGUGGAUUUUAAGUGUUAAGAAGAAUUAUCGGAAGAAUGUUGCCUAUCAUAAUUGGAGACACGCCUUUAAUACAGCUCAGUGCAUGUUUGCUGCUCUAAAAGCAGGCAAGAUUCAGAGCAAGCUGACUGACCUGGAGAUCCUUGCGCUGCUCAUCGCGGCUCUCAGCCACGACUUGGACCACCGGGGUGUGAAUAACUCUUACAUCCAGCGGAGUGAACACCCACUUGCUCAGCUCUACUGCCAUUCGAUCAUGGAGCACCAUCAUUUUGACCAGUGCCUGAUGAUUCUUAAUAGCCCAGGCAACCAGAUCCUCAGUGGCCUCUCCAUUGAAGAAUAUAAAACCACGCUGAAAAUGAUCAAGCAAGCUAUUUUAGCUACAGACCUAGCACUGUACAUUAAGAGACGAGGAGAAUUUUUUGAACUUAUAAGAAAAAAUCAAUUCAACUUAGAAGAUCCUCAUCAAAAAGAAUUGUUUUUAGCGAUGCUGAUGACAGCUUGCGAUCUCUCUGCCAUUACCAAACCCUGGCCUAUUCAACAACGGAUAGCAGAACUUGUAGCGACUGAAUUUUUUGACCAAGGAGACAGAGAGAGAAAAGAACUCAACAUAGAGCCUGCUGAUCUAAUGAACAGGGAGAAGAAAAACAAAAUUCCAAGUAUGCAAGUUGGGUUCAUAGAUGCCAUCUGCUUGCAACUCUAUGAGGCCCUGACCCAUGUAUCAGAGGACUGUUUCCCUUUGCUGGAUGGCUGCAGAAAAAACAGGCAAAAAUGGCAGGCUCUCGCAGAACAGCAGGAGAAAAUGCUGAUUAAUGGGGAGAGCAGCCAGGCCAAGCGGAACUGAGCAGUCUGUUCACGCCGAGUUCAAGUUUACAGACCGUGUAUUCUGCAGUAUGUCUAGUUUUGCUAUACACUCUACGAGUUUAGUGUAUACUUUGCCACUGCUGUAUUUUUAUUUUUUGCACAACUGUUAAGGGCACAGCAUGAAAUGUUUUUAGGGGACUAUUACAUAUUUUCUGUAUAUUUGUUUUAUGCCACUGAUCUGAGGUUAUCAACGACACCCACUCUUAGCACAUGGAUAAGAGCUCUGUUUGUGAUAUUUUGUGUACUACAAAGUGCAAGUUAAAUUCUUGUGCUGAGAUUUUUUUGUUUGUUUUGGGGGAAUUUUAGGGGUUUUGUUUUUUGCUUGGGGGUUUUAGAUCAUUGUUUUUGUGUUUUCUGAAUUACCAAUCUAUUAAAGAAUGUUUGGAAUCUUUUCAUUCUCAAAAAUAGCCUAGGAGCAAGUUGAAUGUAUUAUGUGACAUUUAAAACCUAUCUUUUUUUUUUUCUCUAUCAUAGGAUAGAGAAAAGUGCUGGCCUAGUGGAUUUAAGGGGAAAGGAUAGUAUUUGUCAACAAAAAAGUAAAACUGAAACAAAUGGCAAGUACUAGAAGGCAGUAUGGUAAAGAAAAGGUAUUGUUAAUUGAUUUGCUGUUUUUGUUAGUGAGCAGGAAGGGGAGAACUCUUUCAUUUUAGUACAUAUCUCUAUCCAAACACUACCCAUAAAAUCACUGCAGUCUACCCUCUCUGAUGGAAAGCAGGGAAAACCUUCGGAGGAGACACUGCUUUAAUGGACUUCAUGGUCCUUGACUUUACUGAGGGAUAGGCAUGAUCCAGAAAUGGAAUGGCCAUAUCUAUCGGUCAGUGAAGAGAAACAUUCUGUUGGAAGAGUCCUCUGAGAGUCAGUGUUUUGAAUAUUGAACUUCCUCUUUUAAAUAACUUCCUUAUCGUUUCUCUUACAAACCGUAGUUUAUAAGUGAACAGUUUAAGUCUCGACAGAAAACUGAGAAUAGAAGUGAUCAUGGGAGCACUGACCUGAGGUAAGAUACGACUGCAGAUAAAAGGUAAAAUGAAUCAUUAUUUUUCUUUGUCAAAGGAAGCAUAGAGAAUAGUUUUAAUUGUAUAAACAGAAAGGGGCUAUCCUUGAUGUUCGGGUCAAAAAUUAAAUUGAAGAAGCGGGAGAGGAGGAAAGCUUAGGCCUGAAUAAAACUUAAGCGUAUUGAGUCUGCAGCUGAGAAACUGCCAUAUUUCAGUUUAUAGGACUAGUCAACUCAGAAUCACAGAAGUUUGGGUGUGUGCACUAAAUGCUGACCCUGAGCUUAAGGUUGUUGAUACUUUUCAUAGCUUUUUAGCACAUUUAGAAAACGUUAAUAUUGUCUUAGAUUUGAGCCCAUUUGAGUGGAUUCCCAUUGAUCAUGUGUACCCUAAAUACACAUUUAUUCAUCAUUAGAGAAGCAGAUACUGAAUCGAGCAACUGGUUCGGGAAAGGAAAAUCUGUUCCAAGCAUGCGGAAAUGUUUGGACUCAAGGAAAGUAGGAAGAGAAGUAUUUGUCUGAUUUGUUAACCACCAAAAAAAGUUUCUGAGUUUCAGUCACUAAUUGGGUAGAAAAU
Enhydra lutris kenyoni (northern sea otter) is the source of this 4472-nucleotide messenger RNA. Its product is annotated as phosphodiesterase 5A. Gene Ontology annotation, biological process: signal transduction. Lineage: Eukaryota; Metazoa; Chordata; Mammalia; Carnivora; Mustelidae. The record is from RefSeq and is a predicted model, not a curated record. Gene Ontology annotation, molecular function: protein binding; 3',5'-cyclic-GMP phosphodiesterase activity. The transcript is spliced from 21 exons. The coding region runs from base 290 to 2887 and encodes 865 amino acids.